GUUUGUUGUAUACGGAUGCAUUGCUGCUGUUUGCAUCAAGCACAGGACGACGAGCAUUUGGAGGCGCAGCCGGAGCAACAACAGCCGCUACAGGAUAAUCAGGAGCAAGUGGCGCCGCCGCUGCCGCCACCACAGGAAAUCAUUGACGCGGACGCCAUUGCCGACACAAUUGACGCGGGCGCCAUUGAUAACGAUAACGACGCCGUCGUGGAGCGCAUUGACGAUUACGACGACGACGACGAGGACGACGGCGAAGCUGACGAAGUCCACGGCGACGACAACGACGACGACGACGUGCUCGAGGAAGGUGACGAGGAGGAGGGCGACGCCGACGGGGAGGUCGAAGCCGAUAGAGACAGAGACGGAGACGCUGUCGCCGCAUCAUCAUCAUCCGCUCUAGCUGCAGACGCAGUUGGAUCAGCAUCAUCAUCGUCCUCUGCGAUAAUUGGUGGCCAACAACAGCAGCGUCUGCAUUCCGUGGCCGUCUUGCCGAGCUAUUCCACUGCCGGGCGACGCGUUGCACGUGCCUCACUGCCACCUCUAUUGCGUGCUCCACGCAGCAUCAUCAACAACAACAACAAUAAUAAUAAUAAUAACAACAACAACAGCAACGCCAACAAUAAUAAUAACAACAGCAACAGCGGCGCCUCAAGCUCAUCGAGCAGCUCGCGACGCACGCGUCACUUUUACAGCAACAACGGCAGCCACUUCAGCAACGAGAUGUACGCCGGCAGCCACAAGAGCUCAUCCUCCAGCCAGAGCCAGAGCCAUGGCCACAACCAGAGCUCUCCAAGAACGGGUGGCAGCAGCAGCGGAGGAGGAGCCACUGGAGGACGCAGUCAGAGUCAGGCACAUCAGGGCGUAGAUCCCUUGAGGCUCCUCUAUCCCAAUGUCAACGAGAACGAGACGCCGUUGCCACGUUGCUGGAGUCCACACGACAAGUGUCUGACCAUUGGACUCUCGCACAACAAUCUACGCGUCACCUACAAAGGCUCUGGUAAGACACACAUGGAGACAGCGGGCUCAGUGCGCACCGCAUAUCCGAUACCAUCGUCCUGUGGCCUUUACUACUUUGAGGUGCGGAUCAUUUCGAAGGGUCGCAAUGGUUACAUGGGCAUUGGACUGACCGCCCAACAGUUUCGCAUGAAUCGCUUGCCAGGAGGCGACAAGCAAUCGUAUGGUUAUCAUGGCUACGAUGGCAACUCGUUUAACUCGUCGUGCAACGGACAGUCGUAUGGGCCAACAUUCACCACAGGCGAUGUCAUCGGCUGUUGCGUCAACUUUGUGACCAACACUUGUUUCUACACCAAGAACGGCGUCGAUCUGGGCAUCGCAUUUACAGAUUUGCCGACCAAACUCUAUCCCACGGUUGGACUGCAAACGCCUGGCGAGGAGGUGGAUGCCAAUUUCGGUCAGGAGCCAUUCAAAUUCGAUAAAAUCGAGGAGAUGAUGAAGGAGAUGCGCGCCAAUGUGCUGCGCAAAAUCGACCGAAAUCCCCAUUUGCUCGAGACUCCCGAAAAUCUAAUGAACAGACUGGUGUCGACUUAUUUGGUGCACAGCGGCUACUGCAAGACAGCCGAGGCCUUCAAUGGCUACACACAGCAGCCCUUCGAUGAGGAUUUGUCUUCAAUCAAGACACGGCAAAAGAUAAUCAAGCUUAUACAAACGGGCAAAAUGAGCCAAGCCAUUGAGAAUACGUUGCGUUCUUAUCCCGGUCUCUUGGAGAACAAUAAGAAUCUUUGGUUCGCACUCAAGUGCCGUCAGUUUAUCGAGAUGAUCAAUGGCGCAGACAUAGAGCACGCCAACAAUAAGGUGACCGCCACCACACAGACAAUGCCAACAAAUCAAACGUCGGUCAUCCAGUCGACGAAGACGUUCAAGCACAGCAAAAGCGGCAGCGGCAACAACACCACGAGUGCCAGCAACACUAACAACCAGCCACAAAACAACACUGCAAACUCAGCUGUGAUAAAGCCCGGCGAUAAACCAGACCCCAAAACCAUGAUCAUUGAUGACAACUCCAACAAAUGCCCGGAGCACGAUUCAAAUAGCAUGGAUGUGGAAAUGGAGCCUUGCAACAGUCACUCCAAUGGCGAUUCCUGUUCUAAUGGCAAUGCCAAUGUAGCGCGUAACUCUCUAGAUGCCAUCGAUGAGGAAAUGGAUGUGGACAUAUCGCCCUCUUCGCGUAAUUAUGGGCGUGUCAUUGAAAAGAUAUUGGAGUUUGGCAAGGAACUGUCCAGCAUGGGCCAGCAGCUGGAGAAGGAGAACCUCAUGACUGAAGAGGAGCGUCAAAUGUUAGAGGAUGCAUUUAGCUUGAUUGCUUACUCAAAUCCUUGGUCCAGUCCUUUGGGCUGGCUGUUGUGUCCCUCGCGACGUGAAAACGUCUCCACCACGCUCAACUCAGCCAUAUUGGAGUCGCUCAACUUUAAGCGCCGUCCACCGCUUGAGUAUUUGGUGGCUCAUGCUGCGGAACUGUUGAAGCUAAUCGGACAGCAUUCGUUGGGCGAGGACGCUUUCGUUACCAUCGACGAUGUGUUUCCGCAAAAUUGA
This is a messenger RNA of Drosophila sulfurigaster albostrigata, 2550 nucleotides long. It is a transcript of the gene RanBPM, whose product is annotated as ran-binding proteins 9/10 homolog. Gene Ontology annotation, cellular component: cytoplasm. Lineage: Eukaryota; Metazoa; Arthropoda; Insecta; Diptera; Drosophilidae. Bases 16 to 2550 code for a protein of 844 amino acids. The record is from RefSeq and is a predicted model, not a curated record. The transcript is spliced from 14 exons. Gene Ontology annotation, molecular function: protein binding. Gene Ontology annotation, biological process: cytoskeleton organization; cell surface receptor signaling pathway.